UGUGCAUAGAUUCACCAUGGGGAUCAAGGCUGCCCUCCCCAGAUAUGAGCUGUAUCUCUACACAGCUGUACUCUCUGUGGCCUUGAUAUGGACAGGCAGUUGGAUAUUUGAUGCUUCAAGCGAGAAUGUAAACAGAAAGGUCUUCAAACAAAGUGUGAAACCAGGAUGGCAUUAUUUUGGAAGGAAAAUGGAUGUCGCAGACUUCGAGUGGAUGAUGUGGUUCUCUACAUUCCGCAAUCAUAUCCUUUUUGCUCUCGCCGGCCACGUGAUCUUUGCCAAGAUAUUCACCCUGGUCUCUCCAAAGCACAGAUCCUUGAUCUUUGGUGUGUACGGUGGUUUAGCAGUCCUGGUCACAAUGGGCUGGACCUUCAUGGCUCUGGUUCUGUCUCACUGCAUCAUGCUCUACAGUGUCGCCAUGGUCAAGAAGAAAUGGUUGUGCUUUGCAGCAGGCCUGGCCACACUGGCCUCAAUCAAGCUGGAGCCCUAUAACUCCUGGCAGGAAGCCUUGGUGAGUGGCUCAUUUGAACUACAAGACAUCCUGUUCUACGGAGGCUGCGGCUUCAGCAUCAUGCGCUGUAUGAGCUUUGCUUUGGAGAACUGUGAGAAGAAUGAUGGCAACUACUCAUUCUCUGACCUGCUGAAAUACAACUUCUACCUCCCCUUCUUUUUCUUUGGACCUAUCAUGACUUUCGACAUGUAUCAUGCCCAGGCCAACAACACCAAGCUGACCCGUAAGGAGAGGGAGAUGUGGAACAUCACCACCAAAGCCGUGUUGCACUUGGGAGUUAUUCUGAUGGUGGACGUCUUCUUCCACUAUCUCUACAUCUUGACAAUCCCCAAUGACAUGAAGCUGGCCACCAAGCUGUCUGACUGGUGUUUGGGUGGUCUAGCUUAUUCCAACCUGGUGUAUGACUGGGUGAAAGCUGCUGUGAUGUUUGGCGUCAUCAACACUGUGGCUACACUGGAUCACCUGGACCCUCCUCAGCCACCCAAGUGUAUCACCAUGCUCUACGUCUUUGCUGAGACGCACUUUGAUAGAGGCAUCAAUGACUGGCUGUGCAAGUAUGUUUAUGACUACAUUGGUGGGGAUCAUGACAAAAUCUUCAAGGAGCUCCUGGCAACUAUCUGCACCUUCGCCAUCACCACUCUGUGGCUGGGCCCAUGUGAGCUGGUUUACAUCUGGUCCUUUUUCAACUGCUUCGGCCUGAACUUUGAGCUGUGGGUGGCCAAGCUCUUCUCUUUUCCGCCAUUUUCUACCAUAGAGUAUGCUAUGGGUGAAGCCAUGUCACGCAGGAUCCGUGGUGUGUUCAAUGCCGCCAACUUCUGGUUGAUCAUCCUCUACAACGUUCUCGCUCUCAACAGUUUGGAGUUUGCCAAACUGGUGGGAAGAAGAUUGAUUUUCAAAGGAUUUCCUCUGUCCACCCUCUCAGUGUUACUGGUGACCUACUGUGGCGUGCAGCUGGUGAAGGAAAGGGAACGACAACAGGCCCUGCUGGAUGAACCUGAACCGGUGAAGCCAGUAGAUGGUGGCAAAGAAAAAGCAGAAUAAGCAAACAGAACAAAAACUCAGUUUCACAGACUUCCUGGUCAACACACUCACUUUGCUCCAUCGUCGGCCCAAACCGCCUGGACUGUAAGAGUCAGUCACCACUUACAUUGUUCACACGCCUGUUUGUCAGAAGCAAGGCAAUGUUUUGAACUGUGAAUGAUCCUCAAGUGCACUUGCUGUAGAUAAUCACCACGUCCUUUGGCACAAACCCACCGAUGAUACAUUUUGUAUUUGUAUUUUAUCUGAACAAGAGAUUGUUUAGCAAAUGAAGGGCCUGCCAAAUAUUUUAUGAUGUUAUACCUAAUAGUACAUUCAAUAGCAUACAGUAUCGUAAAGGAACAACUACUUUGCUCUGUGUGGUUGUUCCCUGUGUUCAUUUUUGAUUUUCCUCAAAUUUGGACAUUCUUCCUUUCUUUUUAAACAUCAUGAUUUUUAUCAUUUUUUGUCAGGCGGUGUCUUAAUUUUGCCUUAGACACCUUGGAACCUAAUCGUAAUAAUAUCUGAAAGGGUUAAAACUUGAAGUAACUUGAAUCAGGGUGCAAAUAAUGGAGUGAGAUGAAGAAAAACGAAACAAAGGGUGCUGUGGAGACUUCGGUCUACCACAUUGCUUGCAGCUGAUUGUGAUGCAUUGUGUAAUUG
Messenger RNA from Scomber japonicus (chub mackerel), 2188 nucleotides. It is a transcript of the gene hhatla, whose product is annotated as hedgehog acyltransferase like, a. Gene Ontology annotation, biological process: negative regulation of N-terminal protein palmitoylation. Gene Ontology annotation, cellular component: endoplasmic reticulum. NCBI's taxonomy places the organism in Eukaryota, Metazoa, Chordata, Actinopteri, Scombriformes, Scombridae. The record is from RefSeq and is a predicted model, not a curated record. Bases 17 to 1549 code for a protein of 510 amino acids. Gene Ontology annotation, molecular function: acyltransferase activity. The transcript is spliced from 11 exons.